Molecule: messenger RNA, 603 nt
Organism: Aspergillus novofumigatus IBT 16806
Lineage: Eukaryota; Fungi; Ascomycota; Eurotiomycetes; Eurotiales; Aspergillaceae
Exons: 1
Coding region: 101-406 (101 amino acids)
Source: RefSeq, a predicted model, not a curated record
CAUACCUUUAGACAUCCUAUGACCAUACUAUCUACUUCACCACUGUUUGUUUCUGUAUCAUGCUCAAUGGUCGAUUGAAAAUCUAGAGGCAGCCAGAGGAAUGACAGAUGCUAGAGCCUGGAAUUGGAUACCUCCAUUCUUCCACGAACAGUAUUCUCAGUUUUCUGCGCCAAAAGCCCCGUUUGAUCGACCAUUCGACCUGUUGCCAAAUAGUAAUAACAAUAACAAUAUAAUAUGGAGUCGGAAUGCCACAGCAUCUGACAUAGCAGCGGGUAACUUAGUUAGCACUCCGGCAGAUGACAAUACUAGUGAUAUGCGAGGAGGCACAGCUCCGAUGCAUUCCUUCACCAGUGCCCCUAUUUUCUUCGGUUUCGUCGCCCUUGACUUCUAUAUCAUGAGCACCUAGAUAGCUCCUGCAAAAGGUACUUCGUUCCUUCACAGCCCUGAAACGACAGGAGUGGAUCCAUUGAUUCUGAGAAGGGGCAUAAGGAGUAGUGUGGAUAGAUACGGAGUAGAACUUAAGCAGACAGGACGGAGCUGCCCAGGUGCCACUUCACCUGCAUACUUGCAUUUGUGCAUUUGUGCAUUUGUGCAGUCUAAUCU